UGCAGCGCACGCUUAUUCACGGGAUCAUUCGAGUCGGCCAUAUACCUCCUCUCCAUGAUCUGCUCGAUCCCGGCCUCUGUCUCGGUCCUCCCAGCCAUCAAUUCCAACUUCACCCACCAUAUCUCGGCCGGCCUGCGCGACGGCACCACAAUCGCGGGGCAGGUGGCCAUCUCGCACCCGUCGGCGCCGACAGCCCUGCCGGACGACACGCAGGUCGCGCCGGCCCUGACAGCUGCGGACCACGACCGCAUUGAGGACGCUAACCUGCCGGGUUCGCUGCCGGCCCUGCGCCGCCCCAACAUUUCCUUCUCCAAGGACGACGAGGAUGACCUGCCGGCGCGUAUCGAGCGCCUCUGGUACAUCAACCCGUACGGCCACGAGAUUGCGCCGACGGCCAACCCGCAGGUCGUCGACGCCCUCGCCCGAACGGACACGGUCGUCUACAGCAUCGGCAGCCUGUACACGAGCGUCAUCCCGAGCCUGGUGCUGCGCCGCGUUGGGCAGGCCAUCGGCAACGAGCCGGGCAUCCGCCGCAAGGUGCUCAUCCUCAACGCCCGCAUCGACCGCGAGACGGGGCCGCGCGCCGACCCCAUGACGGCCAGGGACUUCGUCGCGGCCAUCGCCCGCGCCUGCGUCGAGAGCCGGAACCCGGAGCUGGUCGGGCACGACGAGAUCCUGAGCGAGUACGUCACUCACCUGGUUUACCUGGAUCCGGACACGGUGGGGCCGGACGUGGCUCGCUGCGCGCCAGCCGUUGACGAGGAGGAGCUCGAGCGGCUGGGCAUCCGGUGCUUCAAGGUCGCGGGUAAGGUCGUCGACCGCGGGGAAGGAGGGAGGAAGGGGAAAAAGGCGGCGAGGUACGAUGAAGUAGCCUUGGGAGAGGCUCUGGAGGCCAUCAUCAACUCCUCUUGACGGUCCUGACUUGCCUUGAAAAUGCCUGGCGGUUCGUUCGGAAGUCUUCCUGCGAGUCUCGGGGACCUGCUCCGGGUUACACCUCGGGACGGCAAUUUGGUGAUGCAAAGGGGUCGUGCAGUCGUUCCGUGGUUGGUGGAGAAAAAGGGGGGAGGAGGGGGGAGGAGGAGGAGGAGGAGGAGGAGGAGGAGGAGGAGAAGCCUCUGUAUACCUACCUGUUUUCCCUUUUUCCUGGUUUACCUGUUUUUCAUCAUUUCUUAACUGUAUUCUAGCGUCGGGAAGAUGUGUCAUAGACGGAGCACGACUCUGGACGUAAUACUUUGGUCACAGUCGCGUGAGUGGUGAUGAUCGACCGAUGGACUGACUGGCUUGGAAGUACCGAACUCCUCCAUUCUGGUGUCGCUACAAUGUCCAGGAGAAUUUGGAGGUCCUCAACAGACAGAAUCGGAAUGACCGUUUCAUCUUUGCCAGAGUUGCCGCGCCGUCCCACGCCGAGCCCUGCGAGCAUACGCAGGGCAUUCUGUUCUGUGCAACACCAAGGCUCGGCUUUUCCAAGUACCGCCUGCCCCGCCAGGAGGGAAGAGUGGCCCCCCCCCCCCCGCCGGAGACUUAAGUAGCUUCCCAACGGACACCUCAGCACCUUUCCGCUGCGAGGACGACCCCGAACUGACGCGGACAUGGUGCACGACAGGACGCCACGACACGCUGUGGAACACCUGUUAUUUGACACAAGUCACUGCAUCCGGAAACGGUUAACUUACGUGUGAUUCUACGCCAUUUUUUGAAUGCCGGAGCUCAAGAUCGGUGCCAGGGCAGGGAACGGGGCUUGU
Molecule: messenger RNA, 1742 nt
Organism: Thermothelomyces thermophilus ATCC 42464
Lineage: Eukaryota; Fungi; Ascomycota; Sordariomycetes; Sordariales; Chaetomiaceae
Exons: 1
Coding region: 55-912 (285 amino acids)
Molecular function (GO): LPPG:FO 2-phospho-L-lactate transferase activity
Source: RefSeq, a predicted model, not a curated record